AUGGAGAAGUUUCAUGAUAGAUUGUACUGUUGCGUAUCCCUGAGGUCUGGAGCAGUGUCAGAGGAGGACAUGUUGAGGUACAGAGAGAUUGCCAGAGCCAGGUUGUGGGACGAAGCCCUAGAGAAAGUACAGUAUUUGCGAGGGUAUCGGCGCCGCAGCAGAAAGCAGCGAAUCCUAGCUCGAAUGGCAGAGCGUAUGCCCCUCCUGAGAAAACAGACCGAAGAAGCGUGGGUGACUAGACUCGAGAUUCUAGUAUAUGCAGAACUGGUGCUCGACGACGCAUACCAGGCAAUACAGUGGUACGCAGCUCAGUGUGUCCCUGAGAUGGCAGAGUAUGAGUUCCCAGAGGGCGGAGAUUACGCUGGCCCUGGCCUAUUUUGGGAUAAUAUUGACGAUGAGAACUUUGGGAAAGCUACCGACUCUCGUUUUUGGGACCUGUGGGACCUCGAGGCAGACCUACG
Messenger RNA from Pelobates cultripes (western spadefoot toad), 461 nucleotides. The record is from the annotation of a GenBank genome assembly. NCBI's taxonomy places the organism in Eukaryota, Metazoa, Chordata, Amphibia, Anura, Pelobatidae.